Messenger RNA from Scophthalmus maximus (turbot), 1217 nucleotides. Its product is annotated as ankyrin repeat and SOCS box protein 12-like. The transcript is spliced from 3 exons. Gene Ontology annotation, molecular function: protein binding. The record is from RefSeq and is a predicted model, not a curated record. Gene Ontology annotation, biological process: intracellular signal transduction. NCBI's taxonomy places the organism in Eukaryota, Metazoa, Chordata, Actinopteri, Pleuronectiformes, Scophthalmidae. The coding region runs from base 135 to 1049 and encodes 304 amino acids.
CGUUGUCCACAACACAAACACGACGACGACGACGAGGAAGAAGAAGAAGAAGAAGAAGAAGAAGAAGAAGAAGGAGAAGAAGGAAACGGGAAGAUGAAGAAGGCAGCGGCUGGCGGAGGCUCGUCGUAGGUUCUAUGCUCCGGUUGAGGACCUCCGAAGAAGAAGAGAGGAGCUGCGAGAUUUCCCAGCUCCGACAGGCGGUGUUUCAAAACAAUGACAGACUCCUCGAUGAGAUGCUCUGCCAAGAAAUCUACAAGAGGGUCAUCAACUGCCGGGGCGGCUGGGGCAUCGCGGGCACGCCGCUGCACGCCGCCGUGUCCAAGGGUCACCUCAGCUGCCUGCAGGUGCUGCUGGCCCACGGCGCCCUGGUCGACUGUGUGGACGUCAAGGCCCAGACGCCGCUGUUCGCGGCCGUUCGUGGGAAAUACCUGGACUGUGUCUUAGCGCUCCUGGGGGCAGGCGCCAGCCCCGACGGCAACUCGUCCAACAACUGCUCCCCUGUGCUCACGGCCGCCCGGGAGGGCGACGCUGGCAUACUGAUGCAACUGCUCAAGCAUGGAGCCGAGGUGAACUCCCGCUCCAAAGUGCUGCUGUGGACGUCCAGCUCCAGGGUGUCGAGCGGCCCGCUGUACCUGGCCGCCGUGUACGGACACAUGGAGUGUUUCAAGCUGCUGCUGCUCUACGGCGCCGACCCGGACUACAACUGCACGGACGUGGCGCUCCUGAGCUCCAUCAAGCAGCCCAAGACUGUGCUGGAGAUGUGCCUCAGGUACGGCUGUGGCGUGGAGUACAUCCAGUUUCUCAUCGACUUCGGCGCAAACGUCUACCUCCCCACGCUGAUCAUCGAGAAGUCCACCAAGCAGAACGAGGCCGUGGAGCUGCUUCUGCAGGAAAGAGGAAACCCAAAAGCGUUGACUUCACAGUGCCGACUCGCCGUCAGACGACACCUCAAACACAUCGACAGGAUCCACUGCAUCGACCAGCUGGAAAUGCCAACAAGUCUCCUGAACUUCCUGCAGUACAAACCUGCCCCAGCCACUGUCCUGUAGCGUAAUGAGCCAGACGCCUGUUUUUGUUUUAGCUAAAUAUUUUGUUUUAAAUACAGUUUAAGGAUCAGCUUUGUUUCUUUUCUUUUUUUUUUUAAGGACUCCUGUACUGUUUGUGUUCUGUUGUGUGUAAAGACUGAUAUGUUAACACAUUAAAUGCGUGUGAGGAUG